CCACGCGGUCUUGAGGAGCGGCUGCGUCCCGAGGAGCCGCGCGCCGGUCCCGCUCUGAGGAGCCGCCAUGGAGCCGGGUCCCGGCGCGCGCGCGGGUAGCGCGCUCUUCGCGGGCUUCCGGGCCCUGGGGCUCUUCAGCGGUCCCGUGCCGCACGCCGUGCGCUUUAGCGCGCUCCGCCGCCGCUUCUACGUGACGAGCUGCGUGGGCCGGAGCUUCCACACGUACGACGUCCAGAAACUUAGUCUGGUUGCAGUAAGUAACUCCGUUCCACAGGAUAUCUGCUGUUUAGCAGCUGAUGGGAAGCUAGUCUUUGCUGCUUAUGGGAAUGUUUUCUCUGCAUUUGCCCGUAAUAAAGAGAUCGUACACACCUACAAAGGUCAUAAAACGGAAAUUCAUCUUUUGCAACCUUUUGGGGAUCAUGUCAUCUCUGUUGAUAUUGACAGUGUUCUUAUUAUUUGGCAUGUAUAUUCAGAAGAGGAAUACCUGCAGUUGACUUUUGAUAAAUCAGUAUUUAAAAUUUCUGCAAUUUUGCAUCCAAGUACCUACUUGAAUAAAAUACUUCUCGGCAGUGAACAAGGAAGCCUGCAGUUGUGGAAUGUAAAAUCCAAUAAACUUCUCUAUACAUUUCCAGGAUGGAAAGUUGGAGUGACAGCUCUUCAGCAGGCCCCAGCUGUGGAUGUUGUUGCUGUGGGCCUUCUCUCGGGUCAGGUCAUCAUUCACAACAUCAAGUUUGAUGAGACGUUAAUGAAGUUUCGUCAGGACUGGGGACCUAUCACUUCCAUUUCUUUUCGUACAGAUGGCCACCCAAUCAUGGCAGCUGGAAGCCCGUGUGGCCAUAUUGGACUCUGGGAUCUUGAGGACAAAAAGUUAAUCAAUCAGAUGAGAAAUGCACAUUCUACAGCAAUUGCCGGACUGACAUUUCUGCAUAGGGAACCACUUCUUGUCACAAAUGGCGCUGACAAUGCUCUUAGGGUUUGGAUCUUUGAUGGUCCCACUGGUGAAGGCAGACUUUUGAGAUUCAGAAUGGGACAUAGUGCUUCUCUUACCAAAAUCAGGUAUUAUGGACAAAAUGGACAACAGAUUCUUAGCGCAAGUCAAGAUGGAACUCUGCAAUCAUUUUCCACAGUGCAUGAAAAAUUUAACAAGAGUUUGGGACAUGGGUUAAUAAAUAAAAAGAGAGUCAAGCGUAAAGGUCUUCAGAACACCCUGUCAGUGAGACUGCCACCCAUCACGAAGUUUGCUGCAGAGGAAGCUCGUGAGAAUGACUGGGAUGGUAUCAUUGCUUGCCAUCAGGGUAAGCUGUCUUGCUCAACCUGGAACUACCAAAGAUCGACAAUAGGCAGUUACUUUCUGAAGCCAAAGGAUCUGAAGAAAGAUGAUAUAACUGCGACAGCAGUAGAUGUAACUUCGUGUGGGAACUUUGCCGUGAUUGGCCUAUCGUCAGGAGCAGUAGAUGUUUACAACAUGCAAUCUGGCAUACAUCGAGGAAGUCUGGGCAAGGAGCAAGCCCACAGAGGGUCUGUCCGAGGCGUUGCAGUGGAUGGAUUGAACCAGAUGGUAAUUUCGGCUGGUAGUGAAGGAUUACUCAAAUUCUGGAACUUCAAAACCAAAAAUUUAAUCCAGUCACUGAAUCUUGAUUCAUCUCCAAAUAUGCUGCUGCUGCACAGGGACAGUGGCAUUCUGGGACUUGCCUUAGAUGAUUUCUCCAUUAUUGUCCUGGACAUAGAGACUAGGAAGAUUGUAAGAGAGUUUUCAGGACAUCAAGGCCAAAUAAAUGACAUGGCUUUCAGCCCUGAUGGACGUUGGUUAAUAAGUGCUUCGAUGGAUUGCUCAAUUAGAACUUGGGACCUUCCAUCUGGAUGCCUUAUAGACAGUUUUCUGGUAGAUUCAGCUCCUCUCAAUGUUACUAUGUCUCCCACUGGAGACUUCCUGGCCACGUCCCACGUAGACCAACUUGGAAUUUAUUUGUGGUCCAAUAUUUCCCUAUACUCUGUUGUCUCAUUGAGGCCACUUCCUGCAGAUUAUGUUCCUUCAGUGGUGAUGCUUCCUGGAACUUGUCAAACCCAAGAUGCGGACUUGCCAGAAGAGCCCAGCGAGCCAAGUGAUGAGAUGAUAACAUACGAGUCCCCAGAACAGUUGCAUGAGCAGCUGGUGACUCUCUCUCUCCUCCCUGAGUCACGGUGGAAAAAUCUUCUUAACCUUGAUGUCAUUAAGAAAAAGAAUAAACCAAAGGAACCUCCCAAAGUGCCCAAAUCGGCCCCAUUUUUUAUUCCAACAGUUCCUGGCCUUAUACCCAGAUUUGCUGGACCUGAGCCCAGCCAUGAUCCCCAGCAGUCUAAAGUGGUAAGCCUUGGCGUUUUGGCUCAGAAAUCAGAUUUCUGCCUGAAACUUGAAGAAGGCAUGGAAAAUAAUAAACAUGAAGCCGCUGUUAGCCUUUUGAAAGAAUUAGGCCCCUCAGGAAUCGAGACUGAGCUGCGAGGCCUGGCUCCCGACUGUGGUGGUUCUGUGGCUGCCAUGCAGAGCUUCUUCAGGAUGAUCGGGGUGAUGCUGGCCAGCAAGCGGGACUUUGAGUUAGCUCAGGCAUAUCUCGCGCUGUUUCUAAAGUUACACCUUAAAGUGCUUCCUUCAGAGCCUGUACUUCUAGAAGAAAUGACAAAGUUGUCAUCACAGGUGGAAGAAAACUGGGUCCAUUUACAAUCACUCUUCAAUCAAAGCAUGUGUAUUUUAAAUUACAUAAAAAGCGCUUUACUAUAAAGAUUAACUUAAGAGAUUAAAUAAAUGUUUUUAUUAAAAGAUAA
Messenger RNA from Sorex fumeus (smoky shrew), 2799 nucleotides. It is a transcript of the gene WDR36, whose product is annotated as WD repeat domain 36. Lineage: Eukaryota; Metazoa; Chordata; Mammalia; Eulipotyphla; Soricidae. Gene Ontology annotation, cellular component: Pwp2p-containing subcomplex of 90S preribosome; small-subunit processome. Gene Ontology annotation, molecular function: protein binding. The transcript is spliced from 23 exons. The coding region runs from base 68 to 2755 and encodes 895 amino acids. Gene Ontology annotation, biological process: rRNA processing. The record is from RefSeq and is a predicted model, not a curated record.